Messenger RNA from Brassica rapa (field mustard), 1275 nucleotides. RefSeq names its product zinc finger protein 11. NCBI's taxonomy places the organism in Eukaryota, Viridiplantae, Streptophyta, Magnoliopsida, Brassicales, Brassicaceae. The record is from RefSeq and is a predicted model, not a curated record.
ACAUAUAGCUAUAGAUACAUACAUAUUUAUCUAUAUUUAUAUGUGUAUACAUAAUGAAGAGAAUUGGGGGAGCCAAGAUGGAAUAUGAUGAAAAGGAAGUGGCAAGUGAUCUCCUGCAAGAUAUUGACACAUAAUAUUAAUGCAACACAGAGUCUCCAUACCACAGUGACAUUGGUCGCAAGUAACUUCCAAUUAUAGUAAUAAGCAGACACGUUGUAGGUAUGAGCAUCAUGAUAAGUAGCCUCCAUUCAAUUCCUCUCUCUCUCCUCUCUUUGUUUAUUAAUCAUGAAACUACUCUUUGUCUCUUUCUUUAUCAUUUCCACUCAUCAAAUCUAAUCGAUCAUAGCCUAGCUAUACUCAUUAUUCUCUAAUAUAUCUGACCAAACAUGUAGCAGACUUAAAACCUAAUAAAUGAUCAUCCGUACACCAAAAGACACCCUCAAGUAAGGAUAAAACCACCUUCUCGUUUCUUUUUCUUUGACUCCAUAUAACACAACUCCUCCAUAGCUCUUCUUCCUUAGAUCGUCAGAAAACUCAUAAAUCUCUAUCUAUUAACGGGGAGUAUCAUCGGCAUCUGUUAGAGACUAUGAAGAGGACACAUCUGGCAAGUUUCAGCAGCAAAAACAAGACCCAAGAAAAAGAAGAAGGAGACACUAAUGGUAACGACAGAAUCAUCAUGAAUCAGUACAAGAACUACGAAGCAGGGCUGAUCCCAUGGCCUCCCAAGAACUACACUUGCAGCUUCUGCAGGAGAGAGUUUAGAUCUGCUCAAGCACUUGGAGGGCACAUGAAUGUUCACAGAAGAGACAAAGCAAAACUCAGACAGAUACCUUCUUGGCUCUUUGAUCCUCACCAUCAUCACACACCUGUUCGCAACCCUAACCCUAAUCUUAACUCUUCUUCAACAACGCCAGCUCAUUUUGAGCCUUCCCCAACCAACCAGAUAUCCAAAACGACUCCUUUUUCUUUUUCCCGGUUCGAUCUUUUGGAAAAUACUACUAGCUAUGGAGGUUUGAUGGUGGAAAGAGAGAAGAACAAUAACAAUGUACGUAGCAGAGAUCUCAAGAAGAGUGCCAUGGAUUCAUGUCAUGCUGCAAAAUGUGAGAUAAGUCGUGGAGAACUGAUGAACAAGAAAGAUGGAGUCAUGGGGUUGGAGCUUGGGAUGAGUUUGAGGAAUCCCAAACACGUUCUUGAUUUGGAGCUUCGACUUGGGUGCCUUUAAAUAACUUCGAUUAAUAAUUUAACUACCAGAUUAUUUGUAAGAUUGUAUGUAUA